CGAAAAAACUAUCUGUCCGGUCCACAGAUACAAAUUAAGCUUGACUGGAAGGCUUCACAAAAGUGUCAAUAUCCUCUACACGCACUAGAUUCGAAACGCAAACCUCAUCGGGACCGAGGUAUAGGGAAGAGAAUAUCGGAGGAAAUCUAUCAGGAAUGGAAUGUCUUUGUACCUGUGGGAUCAAGUAUUUGUAAAACAUGUGAUGCACAUCACAGGGAUCUAUUGGUGAGAAAAAAUAUGCCUUCAAGUCAGGUGACAGUCACUGAUGAGCAACAGCCUGGUCCUUCAAUGGUACAGUUCUCAUCAAUUCUUCCUUCUACGGUUCUACCUCCAACGGACUCGGAGAAUGAGUGUGAGUCUCCCAUGCCAGAGAAUAUCCAAGAGAUAGGAGAUGAUGAUUCAAGUGCUGAAAGCAUUAUCAAGGGUGGCCAGUUUCUCCAAGUUGCUGAGUCUAGUAAUGGGGAAUCGCCAUCAAGCCAAGAAGAGCUUGAAGUUGAUAUGUCCUGUGCACCAACACCAGCUCCAGGGAACUAUGAUGUUGCGAUGGUCAACCGGUUUUUGCAGCAGGGAAUUGUGCUCCUGUUGAUGGACAGCUCCACCGCAAAUUGGAAGAGAUCCUCUUUUCAUAUUGAUCUCAGGUAUGGAGAAGCCAUCCUGUUAUUCCUACCUGACUUUUGUUUUACCCAACAAUCUGGAUAGUUGUAUUAUCAGUGCUCAAGCCAAGCAAUAACGUUGCUAAUUGUAGGAGUACAUGUAGUUCUCGUGUGAUUCCAGGAAAGUACACUUUGAAUCUUCUAAAGAGUACUUC
Molecule: messenger RNA, 808 nt
Organism: Lineus longissimus
Lineage: Eukaryota; Metazoa; Nemertea; Pilidiophora; Heteronemertea; Lineidae
Exons: 5
Coding region: 238-699 (153 amino acids)
Source: RefSeq, a predicted model, not a curated record